CUCAACACGGAUGCUUACCUCGGGGAAGAAGGGUGGAUCGGAUUGGGCAUUGUAGCUCGUGAUUUUCAAGGGAAAGUAUGCUUUUCGGCUGUGCGUCGUUCUAGGGCCUGCUGGCCUGCGGCUAUUGCGGAGUGCAAAGCAAUUUACAUGGCGGCUAAGCUGGCUAAGGCUCAUGGUCUCGCGAAUAUUAUUAUUGAGUCCGACUCUCAGGUGGUGACUAAUAGGCUGACAAAUGAGACCCUCUAUUUUGCAGAUUUGGAUAAUAUUCUAGGAGAUGUGCUUUCUUUAUGUAAUGUUUUUGAUUCAGUUCAAUUCCUUCAUGUUAAGAGAGAUGGGAAUGCUGUAGCCCAUCAUCUCGCUAGAGUAGUGCCUUUUGGAGUCGAACAAUGUUGGGAGAACCAUUGUCCUCGUGAAGUGGCUCCGUAUGUUUUGAUGGACACUUUGUCCUUGGAUUAAUGCACUACUUUCUUUCCCCCUCAAAAAAAAAAAAAAAAUGGAUAAUAAUUUUGUUUUUCAGUAAGAUUGAGAAAAGAUGAGAACAUGGCCUGAGCCCCGAGUUCAAAAUCUAUUUAAUAGCACGAGGGCUAACGUAUAACAUAAGAGAGUCCAUAACUAAAUCGAUUAUUAUUAUAUCUCCAUUCUCCACCCCAACUUCCUUAACCAAUUAAAAUCCAUACCAAAUUCGAAAAACCCAUUAUCAUCUUUUACUUCUCCAAACAAAAACUAGAAAAACAAUAACUCAACCUUCCUCCACCUCACUCCCUUAUAUAUAUAACACCUUAUUAUUCACAUUCAAUCAACAUUCUCUUCCAAAACAAAAAAAAAAAAACACCAUUGAACCCUAAUGGAUUCCGACGAAAUAAAACCCAAAUCGUCGUUAGAAAUCGACGCUUCGAUGACAACUUCAAUAGAAAAAAAUUUCGAAGCGACGGAAGUUCCGCCAUGGCAGCAACAAUUAACAUUGAGAGCUUUUGUUGUGAGCUUUUUGCUAAGCAUUUUAUUCACGUUCAUUGUUAUGAAACUUAAUCUUACUACUGGAAUUAUUCCGUCGCUUAAUAUUUCCGCCGGAUUGUUGGGUUUUUUCUUCGUCAAAUGUUGGACAAAGUUGCUUGAGAAAUCUGGGUUUCUUAAACAACCUUUUACUCGUCAGGAAAACACUGUUAUUCAAACUUGUAUUGUUGCAUCUUCUGGAAUUGCAUUCUCUGGGGGUGCGGCAAGUUACGUUCUUGGUAUGAGUGAAAGAAUUGCAAAUCUGGGAGAGAAAGCUUAUCUACUGGACACCAAGAACCCUUCACUAGGAUGGAUGAUUGGAUUUCUCUUUGUUGUUAGCUUUAUUGGAUUGUUUUCAGUUGUUCCACUCCGAAAGAUUAUGAUUAUAGACUUCAAACUUACUUACCCAAGUGGUACUGCUACUGCUCACCUCAUCAACAGCUUCCACACUCCAGAGGGUGCCAUAAUAGCAAAGAAGAAAGUGAAGGUGUUGGGGAAGUUUUUCUCUUUUAGCUUCUUGUGGGGAUUCUUCCAAUGGUUCUUCACAGGUGGUGAUGAUUGCGGAUUUGCAAGCUUUCCGACUUUUGGUCUUAAAGCCUACAAACAAAAGUUUUACUUUGAUUUUUCUGCAACAUAUGUGGGUGUUGGCAUGAUAUGCUCUCAUCUUACAAACAUAUCUUUACUACUCGGUGCGAUUUUAUCAUGGGGUGUAAUGUGGCCUCUCAUUGGGACUAGGAAAGGGCGUUGGUAUGAUGCAAGUCUUUCUGACAACAGCCUUCAUGGUCUGCAAGGUUACAAGAUUUUUAUUGCAAUAGCAAUUAUUCUAGGAGAUGGACUAUAUAAUUUUGCCAAAGUUUCCCUGCGAUCAAUGGUAGGCUUGUACCUGGAGUACAAGAAAAAGAACUCAGGUGCGAUUCUUCCUUGUACUGAUCGUGAUUCAACUGAAGUAUCUCCUGAUCAAUUGUUCGAUGAUCAACGAAGAACUCAAUAUUUUCUCAAGGAUAGCAUCCCAAACUGGGCUGCAGUGGCUGGCUAUGUCGCAAUUGCUGUAAUUGCUAUUGCUGUACUUCCGCACAUCAUCCAUCAGUUAAAGUGGUAUCAUGUCUUGAUCUUGUACAUUGUUGCACCACCACUGGCCUUCUGUAACGCCUAUGGUUGUGGGCUGACUGACUGGUCCUUGGCAUCUACUUAUGGAAAACUCGCGAUCUUUAUCAUUGGAGGGUGGGCUGGUGCUUCUCAUGGUGGUAUUGUUGCCGGUCUCGCAGCCUGUGGUGUUAUGAUGAACAUCGUCUCAACUGCAUCUGAUCUUACCCAAGACUUUAAAACUGGUUACAUGACGCUAGCUUCACCUAGAUCAAUGUUUGUGAGCCAAAUAAUUGGAACGGCCAUGGGUUGUGUUUUAUCUCCUUGCGUCUUCUGGAUCUUCUACAAGGCCUUCCCUAAUCUUGGAUUACCAGAAUCCCGAUAUCCAGCACCAUAUGCAUCACUUUACCGGAACAUAGCUCUUCUUGGGGUCGAAGGACUAAGUUCGUUGCCUAAGAAUUGUGUCACAUUAUGCAUAAUAUUCUUUUUCGGUGCCAUUGUUAUUAAUGGCCUCAAAGAUUUCCUAGGGAAGAAGUAUGCAAGGUUUAUACCAAUCCCAAUGGCUAUGGCUAUACCAUUCUACAUCGGAGGCUACUUUGCUAUCGACAUGUGCGUUGGUAGCUUGAUACUCUUCUUAUGGCAGUACAAGAACAAGGCUGAGGCUGAUGCAUUUUCGCCUGCAGUUGCUUCUGGCUUGAUUUGCGGUGAUGGAAUAUGGACCUUGCCAAGUUCUAUACUUGCUUUGGCCGGUAUUAAUCCACCUAUCUGCAUGAAGUUUGUUCCCAGAUAGUUUAGAAGAAAGCAAAGGAUUAUGGCAUUUCCUAGCUAUAUAAGUUGUAGAUUCGUCUAGCUAGUUAUAUAUUAUCAAAGUAUCUAGUAUAAUUCAAGAAAUGUUGAUGUUAAUUUUUCACUGCUCAACUUUAUACUUUAUGGCAGUAUCUAUGCUACUAUUUCAUUCUUUAUCACAA
This is a messenger RNA of Beta vulgaris subsp. vulgaris (sugar beet), 3041 nucleotides long. RefSeq names its product probable metal-nicotianamine transporter YSL7. Gene Ontology annotation, cellular component: membrane. The record is from RefSeq and is a predicted model, not a curated record. Lineage: Eukaryota; Viridiplantae; Streptophyta; Magnoliopsida; Caryophyllales; Amaranthaceae. Gene Ontology annotation, molecular function: oligopeptide transmembrane transporter activity. The transcript is spliced from 7 exons. The coding region runs from base 845 to 2863 and encodes 672 amino acids.